AUGUCAUAAGUGAAAAAAAGCCUAUUAAAAGUAGAGAAACUUUAAUUUGUUAUCUUCAUUAAUAAAUAGUUAAUUUAAGUGGAUUAUAAUGAGUAAAUUACUGUAAGGGAUAUUCUUGAUUUUAUUAAAAGGAUACAUAAUAUUUCAAACUCUGAUAUCUUUUUGUAUUUAGCAAAAAAAAGUGGUGAAGCCAAGUUAUCUUUCCCUGCUUUAAAAAGAAAUAGAAAAUUAAUUAAAAACAAAUGA
Molecule: messenger RNA, 246 nt
Organism: Paramecium pentaurelia
Lineage: Eukaryota; Ciliophora; Oligohymenophorea; Peniculida; Parameciidae
Source: the annotation of a GenBank genome assembly